AUGUCACUCCUUUGCACGAUCAAACGUGCCAAGAAUAAGCAGCAGAUCGGCAACUUCUCCAAGGCACUCAACCGUUUUCAGAAAGAAGACCCGACGUUCCGCGCUUUUGUUGAUGAUGACAGCAAGGAGACAGUCAUAAGCGGUAUGGGCGAGCUUCAUCUGCAGAUCUACGUGGAGCGUAUGAAGCGUGCAUACAGCGUGGACGUGGAAACCGGCGCGCCGCAAGUGAACUACCGCGAGACGAUUCGCCAGCACAGCGAGUUCAACUAUCUUCAUCAGAAGCAAACUGGCGGGCGGUUCGGGUCAAUUCGCGCGUGUGUCACACUCGGUAGAUUCCAGCGAGCUUGCUUUCCGCACAGCUAUGGUGCUAGCUAUUCGCCAAGCGUUUAUGAAGGCCAACCGUGGAUCGUCGAGCCCGUCAUGGCGUUGGAGGUGGAAGUGCCCAACGAGUUCCAAGGUACGGCCAUUGCCGAGGUGAACCGUUGCCGCGGUCUCAUUAACAGCAGCGAUGCCGAUGACAUGCACGCGGUCAUUAAGUGCGACGUACCACUGCAAAACAUGUUUGGUUUCUCGACGGAUUUGCGGUCAUCCACUCAAGGCAAGGGCGAGUUCACGAUGGAGUACAAGACACAUGGCAUUGUCAUGCGUGACAUGCAGGAGAAGCUGAUGAGCGAGCACGAAAAGGCGCAAGCGGCUAAGAACAAGUAG
Messenger RNA from Hyaloperonospora brassicae, 708 nucleotides. Lineage: Eukaryota; Oomycota; Peronosporomycetes; Peronosporales; Peronosporaceae. The record is from the annotation of a GenBank genome assembly.